Messenger RNA from Hevea brasiliensis (rubber tree), 1003 nucleotides. Its product is annotated as receptor-like protein 14. The transcript is spliced from 3 exons. Gene Ontology annotation, molecular function: protein binding. The record is from RefSeq and is a predicted model, not a curated record. The coding region runs from base 19 to 612 and encodes 197 amino acids. Lineage: Eukaryota; Viridiplantae; Streptophyta; Magnoliopsida; Malpighiales; Euphorbiaceae.
ACAUAUAAAUUAUUAGAAAUGGAGAUAAUGAAAGAGUGUUGGAUAUUGGUGAUGAUUUUACUAUUGCGAGGGAGUUGGUGCUUUGAUGGUUGUUUGGAGCAUGAGAGAAUUGCUCUUUUGCAACUCAAGUUUGAGUUCAUUUCUUCUUCUUCUUCUUAUGAUAUGCCUCUUUGGGGUGUAAAUACUGACUGCUGUAAUUGGGGAGGGGUAAAGUGCAACACCACCACAGGGCAUGUUGUGGAACUCUCUCUUGACUUUAUGAGAAGAGGAGGAGAUUGGUAUCUAAAUGCUUCUUUGUUUCUACCCUUUCAACAACUGAAGAAUCUUUCCUUAUGGGGAAAUAAUAUAGCUGGUUGCAUUAAGAAUGAAGGUUUUGAAAGGUUAUCAGUACUUGACAAUUUGGAGCUUCUUGAUUUAAGUUUCAACCAUUUCAAUAACAACAUCUUAUCAUCUCUAAGUGGUCUUUCAUCUUUAAAAUUUUUAUAUCUAUAUGAAAAUAGAUUGAAAGGAAUAAUUAAUAUUGAAGAAUUAAAUUAUCUAGCAAGUUUGAAGGAGUUAGAUUUAUCAUAUAAUACAAUGGAAGGCUUUAAAUCUUCACAUGGUAGGAAUUGAUCUUUUAUUUCUUUCAUAUUUUUUUUGUUAAAUUAGCUACAAUUAAAUAAUAACUUUUACAGGUGGUGAAGAAUUACUGAAGCUGAGUAAUUUGCAGUAUCUUGAUUUGGGUUAUAAUAAUUUUAGUAUCAACAAUUUAUCAUUUCUCAAUGGGCUGUCAUCUCUCAAAGGUUUAUACAUAGCAAACAUUCAAUUGAAAGGACCAUUCGAUUUGAAAGGUUAGAUAUAAUUUUUCAUUCUUUUUUUCCUUUCUAUUUCUCACAAUUUGAUCAUAAAAUUUUACAGUUAUCUAAUUAUAUGUGCUUUCUUACUUAAUUAGAAUUGGGUUUAAGCCAAUUAGAGGAAUUGGACUUGAGCGAAAACAACAUUACAAAAUUUGUGGACUCAAGAG